Molecule: messenger RNA, 1197 nt
Organism: Closterium sp. NIES-65
Lineage: Eukaryota; Viridiplantae; Streptophyta; Zygnematophyceae; Desmidiales; Closteriaceae
Source: the annotation of a GenBank genome assembly
AUGGACCCGUCCGCAAGACGGGAUCCGGAGCUUGAGCAUUCCGCGGAGAGCGCGCCGCGGGAGCCUGCACCUGCCGAGCCUCGUACGCGUCUUCUUGCGCAUCCCUCCGCAAGCGAGCCCGUCCGCCGCUUCGAGCGGGUGCAGACUCUUCCCCAUCAGCCAGCCGUGCGCCCCUCCUCCCCUGAGUAUUCGUGGGCUCCGGCGCGUGUUGCGUCGAACCGUCCAGACGGUCAGCCGCCGCAGGUGCGCGGGCACUCGCCUCAGCGUCAGCCCCUACGGCAGCCGUCUCCUCGUCGCCCUUCUCCCGCGCGUCGCGAGCAUUAUCAGCGCAGGAAGGGGGAUCAGUGCUCCCCUGAGCGUCCUCGCUCUCCUCGGCGCCCGUCCCCCCGUGGUCGAGCAGGCCCGCGCUCACCCCGAGCGCGAUCCCCCGCUCAACAAUCACCGCGGCGAGCUCCGGCGACGCGGGGGAGGGGGUCGCCUGGGCGUCGCUGGGAAUCGGGUCGCCGCGAGCAGUCCCCUCCGCGUCCGAAUUCGGGUGGUUCCGCUGGGCGGCGGGGCUGGCGGAAUGGCGGAGGGCGCGGCUCAUCUGGCCGCCAGCCGGAUCCUGCUCUUGAUCACGCUGCGAACACUUUCGUGGAUGUGGUGCGGCAGGCCCGGGCGAGCGGGGGGCCGACUCACGUCCACAUCGAGGUGACGAAUGGACCUCCCUUUGCCGCGGAUCCCGGCCAGGUGGCCCCCCUGCGCGCGCCGAUGCUGGCCGAGUAUCUGCCCGCGCGGGUGGGGAGACCCGAGUAUCGCUCCCCUCGUCAGGUUCCAGGCUUCUCCGCUGGGCGCAUGACUGUUGGCCGCGUUCCUGGCUGGUCGGCGUCGUUUCCGCGCGAAGAGCAGACCGCACCUCUCCCCAAUCCCGCGGGGAGAGACCCCAUGCUGACCAUGUGCCGGAUAUUGAAUCUGGCGGAGGCGAGCGAGGUGGUGGCGAGCUUGCAGCUGGCGGUGUGUGGGGCCACCCGGAACUUUCCGAGCAGUUUCGGUCCAGGAUCCCGAGGAUCCUGCGUGACUUUGGCAGAAUCGCUCGAGUCGCCGUUGGCGCCCGUGUCGGAAGCGCCCGCCGGGUCAUCGGCGCAUCUCCUUCUUGCGGUAUCGGCGUGCAUGCGCUCGAUGCUUGAGAUGGAGGGGGCGGAGCCGUACACGAUGUAG